Molecule: messenger RNA, 588 nt
Organism: Laetiporus sulphureus 93-53
Lineage: Eukaryota; Fungi; Basidiomycota; Agaricomycetes; Polyporales; Laetiporaceae
Exons: 1
Source: RefSeq, a predicted model, not a curated record
CUUAGACGAGAGUUCCGAGAGCUCGAGAUUCUGGAUGAAAUCACUCGGUUGCAUCUGGAAGAUGCGCUUCCCCCUUCUAUCAGCGGUUGCACGCGGGCAUCAUUAGUCAAGACUUUUCAGGCCACAAACGGAUGUCAAUACGUUCCUUAUAAUGUGGAACAGCUUCUUGACUGGUCACAAGAGCCCAUCUCGUCUCUCCUGCCUCCCCCUGAACCUCCGCACUGGCAAUUACUGGGCAAAAAGGUUAAAAGAGAUCUCGCAGCGGACAGUAACCGGCCCGAACGUUCGAAACGACGUACCGAAGAUAACUGGCUUCCUCCCUCAUCGCUCCCCGCGAAGCGCGCUAAAACGAUCACGUCCAUCUCUGUUCCUACCACUUCGUCUUCUGCCAAACACGGAUCUUCCUUUGUACUGCUCGGGUCUGAACGUGCUACGCCUUCGAAUCGCGUUCCCUCUGCAACUCCUCCAUCCGGUCUGAUCUGGGACCGGCAGAAUUGGAGCUGCGCUUACGAUUCGGUGUUAACUGUCCUGUGGAACAUCUAUGCCAACAGAGGCGGACAGUUUUUUUCCCGCAUUGCGUCAGCCAGU